This is a messenger RNA of Lytechinus pictus (painted urchin), 989 nucleotides long. RefSeq lists its product as uncharacterized. Bases 362 to 967 code for a protein of 201 amino acids. NCBI's taxonomy places the organism in Eukaryota, Metazoa, Echinodermata, Echinoidea, Temnopleuroida, Toxopneustidae. The transcript is spliced from 6 exons. The record is from RefSeq and is a predicted model, not a curated record.
CCGUCAUGUUAUGCUGCAGUCGGAGGUCACAUGUUAAGGUCAAAGGUCAUUUUCAGGUCAACGUUAAAGUUUACAUGCAAGACUCUCUUAUGACACCUAACUCCGCAACCGUAAGUCACUUUUCAACCAAACUUGGAUGUUAGAUUGACUUGGGGGACCUGCAUGUUAUGCUGCAGUCAGAGGUCACACGGUAAGGUCAAAGGUCAUUUUCAGGUCAACGUUGAAGUUUACAUGCAAGACUCUCUUUCUCCGCAACCCCCCAUGUAUCAACGAUACCCUUCGUUGUCCUAUAAGCAGAGCAUGUUACUCACCUCAAGCGGUAUGUGAUUCUUACGACGAUUGUGGCUCUGGUUUUGAUGAAAUGGAAUGCACAAAUUUAGAUGACUGCAAUCAAACGGUAUAUUCGGCUUUUGAUAGCGAUUGCAGUGUAGAAAGGUCAGGCGGGAUAUACAAUUCACUCGGCAGAGACUUCAUUUUUGAUGGAUCGUUUUACUUCGACAUACCCUUAUUUGAUUCAGAUUCUCCGAUUUGGAUUGACAGGGUGUAUCUCAAUUGGGGGAUUGCAAGUCCAGAUAUUCCUCAACCUACAAAUUUAACACAACAAGGAUGGUUUAUGCUACGUCUUUCAUCAGUCAAUUUUAACCUUUCUGAUGUUAUAAAUAGAACUGAACUAGAUGUUGUUACUCUUGAAUUAACGCCAGAUGACGUCGGUCGACAAGUAGAGAAGAAGUUUCGAGUGCCCUUGGAAGUUAACCAAUCUGAAGUUGACGCUUUUGAGGUAGUAUUAACCUAUGUAAUAGAUGCACAACCCAGUGAUGAAACUCCUUACACAGUUCCAGAGUUUCUCGAUCCUGGUAUUGUAGAAUUAGAAUUUGUCAGGCGGAUCCAGGGGGCCCGGGACUCCAUAUUGGCGGAGCAAAAACAGGGGGGAAGGCACUUAAAAAAGGGAAAAGAGAGGAGAAAAUAAGACGAUGAAGAAGAGUGAAUAA